Messenger RNA from Dermacentor albipictus, 2230 nucleotides. Its product is annotated as acetylcholinesterase-1-like. The record is from RefSeq and is a predicted model, not a curated record. NCBI's taxonomy places the organism in Eukaryota, Metazoa, Arthropoda, Arachnida, Ixodida, Ixodidae. Gene Ontology annotation, biological process: choline metabolic process; acetylcholine catabolic process. Gene Ontology annotation, molecular function: acetylcholinesterase activity. Gene Ontology annotation, cellular component: plasma membrane.
AGAGGAAGAAGAAGAAGAAGCAGUGUCUCUUCUGGUCGCGCCAUGGCAGAUGUGCCUGACCCUUUCGUGUUAAACCGCGAAUAUAGCAACGACCAGCGAUCGCCAACGCUCUCGCGCAGGCCAGACAAGCGUCAACCCGCGUACACCACGAAGUUGGACGCCAAUGCAGACGCCAAUGCAGACGCCAAGGCAGAUGCCAAGGCGGUGGUCAUGGCCACCGAUAUCUCCCGCGACUCGUCCAAGUCCGCCGGUGCCCAUAUGCGCUCGGCCCAGGCGCACAGCUUCUGGAGCAUGUACUACCCCCUCGCGGCGCGCAUAAAACCCACACGGUACUUCACAGUGACCGACCUGGCGGGAGCCGUGGCCACUAUCCUGGCCGCUGGAGUGGUCAUCCUGAGCCUGGUUAUGAUGACCACCGAUCUCCCUGGUGACGGAGUGCACCAAGUGCUCGUCAGUGGCCCCUUUGGUCGCGUCCAGGGACUCAGCCUCAAGGUUCUUGGUCACACGGACGUGUACGCCUUCCUGGGGGUGCCGUACGCGCACCCUCCUCUCGGAGAGCUGCGAUUCCGGCGCACCUUCCUUGAAUACGACUUCGGCCAGGGUUCGGUGAUUGAUGCCACGGUGGCCAAGCCCGCGUGUGAGCAGAGGGCGCUGGACGACGAUCCGCUGUCGACUGUGUCCGAGGACUGCCUGCACCUCAACAUCUGGACGACGUCGCGAGAGUGCCUCUCUCCUCAGUGUGCCAACAAGAGCGUACUUGUCUUUCUCCACGACGGUUCUUUCCAGACAGGCGGCAACAGAGACCCGCUAUACGACGGAAAGUAUUUGUGUGGCCUUGGCGACGUGGUUGUCGUGGUGCCCAAUUACCGCUUGGGCGCGCUGGGCUUCUUGAACAACGGCAGCUCCGCAGCUCCCGGCAACGUGGGCCUCUACGACCAGCUGUUGGCGCUUGAGUGGACGCGCCACAACAUCGGCAGGUUUGGCGGCAACAGCUCAAACUUGGUGCUAGUCGGCUACGGCUCCGGCGCAGCGGCCGCCGGCUAUCUGCUUGCUAGCCAGGCCGCCGGCGCGCACGAAGCAGGCGUGGUGCCCAGACGGGUUAUCCUUAUGAGCGGAAGUCCUCUGACUAGAUAUCCCGACAACACUGAGACGGCGGGCCGGCACGUGAUCGAGCAAGCCAAGAGGAUGCGCUGUCUGAACUCAGGCGAGCCGGACUUUAAGUGCAUGCUCGAGGCGGGUGCGUCGCUGAUCGUCCAGACGGCCGCACCUCCGCUCUUCUUCCCUUCUUUCACGGGGCUCAUUCCCUUCCCUCCCCGAGAGAUGCUGCAAAACGAAGAGAAUCGCAUAGCAGGCAUUGAAAUCCUCCUCGGCCACAUGGACAGCGAAAUGGUGCACGCCGUGCAGACUGGUGUGGACAGUGUCACUUCGUCCAGCAACGAAACAGUGGCCGCCUUCGAGCUCUUCCGUUCACUCGGCCUCAACAUUUCCGCAGUUGACGCCAUCAUCGAGAGAUAUAAGAAGGAGUACAGCUGGGAGGCGACGGAGGUGUUACACCGGAUGCUCGAGGACUUGCUGGUAGCGUGCCCCGUUCGUGAAUUCAGUCAAAUUCUGGACUCGAAGGGCGAAAAUCGCAUCUUCCGCUACCUCAUCUCAUCCACGGCCACUGGUCCGGCGGUCAAGGCGGGCGACAUGCUGCGGCUGUUGUUCGGAAAGCCCUUCCUACGACCGCUUGAGCACGACAGCAUGCGGCCCGCUAGUGAGCAAGUCAUCAACCUUUGGACGAGCUUCGCCAGGACAGGGAGUAUCCCUGACAUCAAUGGGCUCAUCUUAGGCCGGUUUACUUUCCGCAUAGGCCGCGCAAGGAAAAAGGAUGACGACAUAUUGGACAGUCGUAAGGAAUACUGCGAGUUUCUAAAGGAAGUUGACGUGCAAUGACGCAUCAAAUCAAGCAAUAGUGAAGAUGCGUAGAGAGGGCGGUGAUCGGCAGAACGCUCUUGAUGUGUCCAUGUGCGUGUGUUUUCCGAGUGUACACUAACAUCACUCAACACGUUUACAACCUGAGAAUGCGUACUGUUUCUACAAACAUUACAAUUCUGAACAAGAGCACAAGGUCAUGAGUUCAGGUCCCAACAAUAGCCACAUACCAAUAGGAGCAAACAUGGCUAAAGAAAUGAGGUUUUACGUGGGCUUAGUAUGGGAAAGAGUAAAUUAAAGUAUUUAUUUAUUUGUU